CAAAGCAGGAGGGGGAUACGCAGUUGAGGAGGUGACUAUUUAACAGACUCUGACUCUGAGGAUCAUCGCAGUCAGUCAUGGGUUGUUCGAGGAUUCUGACAUGGACACUGUGUGUCCUCCUGAGCCGGAUGUGUCUGGAUCAAGUGGGUGCUGAACCGCAGUACCUGGUGGCCAUUCCUGUAGUUAUUGAAGCUGGAGCUGAGACCAGAUUCUGUGCAAGUCUCCUGCAGCCCAGUGAGACUCUGGUCAUGACUGUCACUCUGAGGUCCACAGAGGAGAAUACAACCCUGCUCACACACACAUCCAAUGAAGAGUUUCAUACUUGUACUGAGUUUCAGGCUCCUUUAGUGGAAAGGGAAAAGAUUCUGAAUUUUGAGGUGGAGCUAAGAGGAGACACAUUUCAUUCAAAACAAGUCAGAAAAGUCAUGAUCAAAGCCUACAAGGCCAAGACGUUCGUCCAGACAGAUAAACCCAUCUACCUCCCUGGACAAACAGUGCAUUUCAGAGUCGUUGCGCUGGAUUCCAGGUUAAGACCUGCCAAUCAGCUGUACAAUAUCAUCGAGCUCGAGGAUCCAUAUAGAAACAGGAUUGGACAGUGGCUAAAUGAAUCUUCCAACAGUAAAAUAUUGCAGCUUUCUUACUCCUUGAACUCUGAGGCCCGUGAAGGGACAUACAGAAUAAUUGUUUCUGGAGGUGAAGAUAAAUUAUAUCACAGCUUCAAGGUGGAGAAGUAUGUUUUGCCCAAAUUUGAUGUAACAGUGAAUGUGUCUGAAGAAGUGAGUAUUGGCCAAGAAGAAUUCGAUAUUAAAUUAUGCACAAAGUACACAUAUGGGCAGCCUGUGCCAGGAAGUGUUACAGUUGAAGUGUGCCGACCUCUUCAGUACUAUGGUUCCAAUUUCAACUUAACGGCCCCCUGCCACACAGAGACUAAACAGACAGACAAGACAGGCUGUGCAGCUGUUACCUUCAAGAUGUCGACCUUCACCAGAAUUGACCAAAAGAUACUUGAUGAUACGCUGAAUGUCAAUGUCAAAAUGGAAGAGGAGGGAACAGGCAUGUCACACCAACAGCAAAAGAGAAUAAGGAUUUCAUAUUCUCUUGGAAAGGUGUCUUUUAUUGAUAUGUCCAAGCUUUGGGAACCAGGAUCAAAUGUGGAAGGAAAAGUCAGAGCAGUUUUCUACAAUGAUACACCCAUUCCUGAAGCACCUGUGUACCUGUUUGUGGGAGAAAGGUGGUCGGCACGCUCACUACAAAAUCUAACAACUGACAGCAAUGGUGUCGCCUCAUUUUCAUUCAGCACAGAAAACUUCGAUCAGGAUAUUAUUCUCCAUGCCAGCCUGACACCAACACUGACAUACCCUGGAUAUAGAAGUACCUUCUAUGAGGAAGGAGCUCACACACUGUCUAAGUCCCAACCUGCUUCUCAAGAUGCUAAAACAGUCAGCUCACUGGAGGUGAAGAGGAAGAGUAAACCCCUUUCCUGUGACACAGAAGAGGAUAUUUCUAUCCAGUACACUGUAGUGGGGGAGGUCCCGGCCUCCAUGGAUGUGAUGUAUUUGGUCUUGGCCAGAGGAAACAUUGCCAUGCAAGGAUUUAAACAGAUUCAAGUUAAAGAUCAGCCAGUGAAUGAGGGUGAGGUGUCCUUUAAGGUGAGAGUGUCUCCUGAGAUGGCACCAGAAGUCCAGAUUGUGGCUUAUGCUGUACUCCCCAGCAAGCAUGUGAUUGCUGAUAGUGCUGACUUCUCCACUGAGAAAUGCUUCAGUAACAAGGUGUCACUGGAGUUCACACCUUCUUUAGCUGUCCCAGCAGAAAAAACCAACAUGCAGGUGACAGCACUGCCGCACUCUCUGUGUGGUGUGAAAGCCAUCGACAAGAGCGUCCUCAUCAAGGAGCCAGGGACGACUCUGGAGGCAGACAAGAUUUUUCAAAUGCUGCCUGUCAGGAAUGCAUAUAUCCCAUAUGAGUUUGAAGAUUCUACUGUGUGCUUGAAUGUGAGAGUUAAAAGAUACAUUUUACCAUUUCCUGGUCAAGAAAAAGAUGCCCACACAGUUUUCAAGAAUGUAGGACUGAAGAUGGCAACAAACCUGCUGAUGCAAAUUCCCUCAUGUGUGAGAUUCAAGGGACGAGAUUACUAUUACAGCCCCUAUGCUAUUGGAGGAGGUAUCAGUUAUAGAGUUCAUGGAGUACAAACAGAUCUUAGAGGAGUGCCUGGACCACCUAGUGGAUACAUGCCUAAUGUGGGAAUGAUGCUUGAAGGUGGUUCUGUUCUACCUAUAGAAACUGUACGUACUUUCUUCCCAGAGACUUGGAUAUGGGACCUCGUGGAUGUUGGAGAGUCUGGAUCAAAGGAUGUGUCCCUCAUCAUCCCGGACACCAUCACCACCUGGGAGACGGAGGCUUUCUGUUUGUCCUCUCAGGGAUUUGGUUUGGCUCCUCCUAAAGAAGUUAAGGUCUUCCAGCCCUUCUUCCUCGAGCUCACCAUGCCCUACUCCAUCAUCCGCGGGGAGCACUUUGAACUGAAGGCAACAGUCUUCAACUACCUGACCAGCUGCAUCAUGGUCACUGUCUCUCCUACGCCUUCCACAGAUUACACACUCACCCCCCUCUCUGAUGACCAAUAUACAUCCUGUUUGUGUGCCAAUGAGCGCAAGACCGUCAGCUGGACCAUGACCCCAACAACUUUAGGGGCUGUGAAUGUGACUGUGUCUGCUGAAGCGGUGCAAUCCCACGUUUCAUGUGAUAAUGAGGUGGUGAGCGUACCAGAGAGAGGUCGUAUCGACGUGGUCACAAAAUCCCUCAGAGUAAAGGCUGAGGGGACUGAGAUGACAAAAACGUCCAAUUGGCUGCUUUGCCCCAAAGGAGACACACUGACAGAGGAAACAGAGAUACAACUACCUGAGAAUCUGAUUGAAGGAUCUGCUCACACUUUUGUAUCAGUUCUGGGUGACAUCCUGGGCCGUGCUCUGAAGAACCUGGAUGGACUGCUGCAGAUGCCGUAUGGAUGUGGAGAGCAGAACAUGGCUCUUCUAGCCCCCAACAUCUACAUCCUCCAGUACCUGAAAGGUACACAGCAGCUCACCCCAGCCAUCAUGGAAAAAGCUGCCAACUUCCUGACCAGCGGAUACCAAAGACAGCUGAACUACAAAAGUAGUGAAGGUGCUUACACCACAUUUGGAACAGGACCAGGAAACACAUGGCUGACUGCUUUUGUGAUGAGAAGUUUUGCCAAAGCUCAGUCUUUCAUCUACAUUGAUCCCACAAAGAUUGAAGAGUCUAAGACGUGGCUGGAAAGUAAACAACAAGAAAAUGGCUGCUUUGAAAAGUCAGGAAAACUCUUCAACAACAGAAUGAAGGGUGGUGUGUCUGAUGAAGUGACUCUCAGUGCAUACAUCACUGCUGCCUUCCUGGAAAUGAAUAUAUCCCAAAAUGAUCCUGUGGUGAACAAGAGCCUGGCUUGUCUCAAGGAGUCCAUCAGUGACCUCAGCAACACCUACACUACAGCUCUGCUAGCGUACGUCUUCACCCUGGCAGGAGACAUGGAGACCCGUGCUCACCUUCUGCAGCACUUAGACACAGUUGCAGUGAAGGAAGGAAGUUUCCUCUACUGGUCUCAGACAGCAACAGAAACAUCAGCCUCUCUGUCAGUGGAGAUCAGUUCUUAUGUGCUGCUGGCCAAACUCAGUGCCUCCCCAACUGUUGAGGACCUGGGCUAUGCCUCUGGCAUUAUCAGGUGGCUGACCAGCCAGCAGAACUACUAUGGAGGCUUCUCAUCCACUCAGGACACAGUGGUGGCUCUUCAGGCUCUGGCUCUCUACUCCACUCUGGUGUUCAGUCCUGAGGGUUCAAGCACAGUGACCGUUCAGACUCCCAGCAGUCAGCUGACAUUUGAUGUAAAUCAGGACAAUAAACUGCUCUACCAGGAGAAGACGAUGCAGGACGUGUCAGGAAAAUGCAGCCUGGAGGUGAAGGGCACUGCAUGUGCUUCAGUGCAGAUUUCUGUUCACUACAACAUCCCAACUCCUACUGAUGUCACCGCUCUCAGCGUGGAGGUCAAACCAGAGGUCGACACCACGAGUGAAUCUCCCAGACCCAAACUCACUCUGAAAAUCAAAUCCCUAUACAGCGGAAAGGAAAACACUACAAACAUGGUGAUCCUGGAUAUCAAAAUGCUCUCUGGAUUUGUCCCAGAUGCAGAGUCUCUGAAGAGGCUCAAAGGUACUCCACUGGUGGAUCGUGCUGAGCAAACAGAAGAUCGUGUUCUGGUGUAUUUACGGGAGUUACCAAAGGACACACCCAUCAACCUCAGCUUAGAGAUCAUUCAGGAGCUCCCAGUGGACAACCUGAAGCCAGCUGUGGUCAAGAUCUAUGACUACUACCAGCCAAGUGACCAGGCUGAGACAGAAUAUAUUUACCCAGGAACUGCAGCUUAGAGAAAGCCCUGUGGUCAGUCCAGAGGUCACCACUCAAGAUAAAACAUGCAUUUCAAUAAAUAUACUGUUUAAGCACA
Messenger RNA from Archocentrus centrarchus (flier cichlid), 4507 nucleotides. RefSeq names its product alpha-2-macroglobulin-like. Gene Ontology annotation, molecular function: endopeptidase inhibitor activity. Gene Ontology annotation, cellular component: extracellular region. Bases 78 to 4430 code for a protein of 1450 amino acids. The transcript has 36 exons. NCBI's taxonomy places the organism in Eukaryota, Metazoa, Chordata, Actinopteri, Cichliformes, Cichlidae. The record is from RefSeq and is a predicted model, not a curated record.